Sciurus carolinensis (gray squirrel) is the source of this 3233-nucleotide messenger RNA. It is a transcript of the gene Gpr88, whose product is annotated as G protein-coupled receptor 88. Gene Ontology annotation, biological process: G protein-coupled receptor signaling pathway. Bases 290 to 1444 code for a protein of 384 amino acids. NCBI's taxonomy places the organism in Eukaryota, Metazoa, Chordata, Mammalia, Rodentia, Sciuridae. The record is from RefSeq and is a predicted model, not a curated record. Gene Ontology annotation, cellular component: membrane. The transcript has 2 exons. Gene Ontology annotation, molecular function: G protein-coupled receptor activity.
UUUCUCCAGCCCUGCUGCCAGAGGAGAAAUCUCCCUGCUGAUUCCUGCUUAGGACCAUGUGUGUGGAUGCUGCUUGGGAGAAGUGGGGCAUUUGCUCCUGGCACUGAUCUCAGCUGAGUUUCUCCUGUUGAUUUCUGGACCACAGAUGCUGCUGCUGAGGAGGUAUUUCUGGGCAUCCUUCCCUCUGCUAUCGCCAGUUAAGGACCAUCCCAAAAGCAAGGCAAGUGUCAGGAUGGGCCGCGCUGCAAGAAGCCGACGCUAGGGCGCGAGGUGUGAAGAGUUGGCCAGAAUGACCAACUCCUCCUCCACGUCCACCUCCUCCACCACCGGGGGAUCCUUGCUGCUGCUCUGCGAGGAAGAGGAGUCGUGGGCGGGCCGGCGUAUCCCCGUGUCCCUCUUGUACUCUGGCCUGGCCAUUGGGGGCACGCUGGCCAACGGCAUGGUUAUCUAUCUCGUGUCUUCCUUCCGAAAGCUGCAGACCACCAGCAACGCCUUCAUUGUGAACGGCUGCGCCGCCGACCUCAGUGUCUGCGCCCUCUGGAUGCCACAGGAAGCGGUGCUGGGGCUUCUGCCCGCAGGCUCUGCGGAGCCCCCAGGGGACUGGGACGGCGCCGGGGGCAGUUACCGCCUACUGCGGGGCGGGCUGCUGGGCCUCGGGCUCACCGUGUCCCUUCUGUCCCAUUGUCUCGUGGCCCUGAACCGCUACCUGCUCAUCACCAGGGCACCUGCCACCUACCAAGUGCUCUACCAGCGGCGCCACACGGCGGGAAUGCUGGCGCUGUCCUGGGCGCUCGCCCUGGGCCUCGUGCUGCUGCUCCCGCCCUGGGCGCCGCGGCCGGGUGCCGCGCCACCGCAAGUCCACUACCCAGCGCUACUGGCCGCCGCCGCACUGCUGGCGCAGACGGCGCUGCUGCUGCACUGCUACCUGGGCAUCGUGCGCCGCGUACGCGUGAGCGUCAAGCGGGUCAGCGUUCUUAACUUCCACCUGCUGCACCAGCUGCCCGGCUGCGCCGCCGCCGCCGCCGCCUUUCCCGCUGCCCCGCACGCGCCGGGCCCCGGCGGCGCCGCACACCCCGCGCAGGCCCAACCCUUGCCGCCUGCGCUGCAGCCGCGGCGGGCGCAGCGACGUCUCAGCGGCCUGUCGGUGCUGCUGCUCUGCUGCGUCUUCCUGCUGGCCACACAGCCGCUGGUGUGGGUGAGCCUGGCCAGUGGCUUCUCGCUGCCAGUGCCCUGGGGGGUGCAGGCGGCCAGCUGGCUCCUGUGCUGCGCCCUGUCGGCGCUCAACCCCCUGCUGUACACGUGGAGGAACGAGGAGUUCCGUCGCUCCGUGCGCUCUGUGCUGCCCGGCGUCGGUGACGCGGCUGCGGCCGCAGCUGCUGCCACAGCCGUGCCCGCCAUGUCCCAGGCACAGCUGGGCACCCGCGCGGCAGGCCAGCACUGGUGACCCGGCCAGGGCCCGAGCGAGCGGAGUUGUGGGCUUCUAGCGUCUUUGGCCGCCAUCGCCUCCUUCCCCUGUAAGGUAUCCCCUGCCCCAGCGAAGACUCCCACUGGGAAGCUCAAUAAACCCGUGCGAAGAUUUCGCCUCCACCCCCGUGCGCUGAUACCUGAACCAAGGUCUUCCUUAAAAGGGGUCCCGAAGUCAUUGUGGACGGCCACCUUAUUUUUACCCUUUGUUCCUGUGUUUUAGAGAAUUCUUCAGCCAAUACACUGGAGACUGCAAGAACUUACAAGACUGAUAUUUAAAAAGAACCGAUUAAUUUAUUUCAAGUUUGUUUUUUGAAAAAGAGCUUUCAUAACAUAAAACCCUUCCCACCUUCAUCGUCUUAUGAUACAUAUGAAGCGCCGUAAGUGUGCAUGAACCAAAGGAAAUAAUAUUCAGGAAGGAAUAAUAUGCACAAAAUAUUUGAGAAAGUAACCUAUUUCUGAUGAUGCUUCCUUCUGUUAAAGUUUAGUCUUUGUAUAUUAAUUAACCUGGAUGAGCGAAGCCACAGAUGUGCACACCGACGUGAAUUGCCAUUAAGACCUCAAGCCCUUUAUUCUUAGAAGGGUUUUUAUAAAGUCAUUCUUAAAUGAGAGUCUUAGCCAGUGAAGAAAAACUAAAUUUAUUAUUUUACACUCUUCUUUUUUCACCUUUAAGAUUGAAAACUAGCAUUGAGAGUUAAACUGAAAAAUUUCCAGUUUGUUACUAGUUGGUCUGAGCCAGAAAUGAAAUUUUGAAAACAAACGAGCAUUAUCUAUUUUAGGUACCAGUUUCACAUUUUUGAAAGCAUGCACACUUGUUGCUACCCUCAUUUUGUAACCAAUUUAUUUGCCUUAUGAGUGUGAUUGCAGCUUUGAACAUUCUGUACUAUAAUGGUUGCUAAGGAGAAUAAGUCCUUCUGUUUUCUCUUUAACAUUUAAAAUAUCUCAAUGCACAUGAUAUAAUGAAACACUAAUAAUAUCAUAACUGCAUAGCUAAUAUUAGCUGCUAUUGCAUGCUCCUAGAUGUUAGAACUCAUUGGGCAUGUGGUAUACUAAAGCAAUACCCAUUAGACAAGGACAUUUUACUUCUUCCAGACACCAGAAGAAAUGGCCUUCAAUUAUUUGAAAAGAGACACAGAGACACCUCUGGCUACCUAGAGUUCUUCUUGUCUUGGCCUAAUUUAUGAGAAAACUCCCAAAGGGACUUUAUCUCACAAAUGGAACCUCAGUCAAGAUGGAUUAAUAAUAUGGUUUGACUCUGCAAAGCCAUCUGUGCUCUUUUAGGGUUUAAACAAGCCACACGUUAGAAAGUAACACUGUUUUAUGUAGUUCAUAUAUAUUAUCAUGACAUUUAAAAUUAAUAUCAUAUCUGUUGAAAGAAGUGUAAUAAACAUAUAUAAUGAACAGUUCAAAUGGGACUCUGUUCUCAAAUGUGUUAUUUGAGGUUCGUCAUUUUCAUCAUGGGUUUACUAAAUUUAUUUAGAAAUGUUAGAAAUGCAAAAUCAUGUGAAAUUACCUUAUAAAACUAAAAUGGAAGAAAGUGAUUUUAAUAAUCAUAUAUUAGACUGUUAACUGCAUCAAAUCUGGGCCAUAUGGCCUCAAGUAAGUGUAAUUCAGGAACAAAACCAGUUUGCUUGUUGCACUCUUGUACAUUUGAAUAAUUGUAGGAGUCCAGGAAACUUUGACAUGUUCAUAGUAAAACAAAAAUAAAACAAUUAUGUUCAUCACCAAUAAUAAAACAGCAGUCAUUUUAUUGAUCUGUCCCCUGUGCA